Messenger RNA from Chrysochloris asiatica (Cape golden mole), 1251 nucleotides. RefSeq names its product interleukin 3 receptor, alpha (low affinity) (gene IL3RA). The record is from RefSeq and is a predicted model, not a curated record. Lineage: Eukaryota; Metazoa; Chordata; Mammalia; Afrosoricida; Chrysochloridae. The transcript is spliced from 12 exons. Gene Ontology annotation, molecular function: protein binding; cytokine receptor activity. Gene Ontology annotation, cellular component: external side of plasma membrane; membrane. Bases 1 to 1251 code for a protein of 416 amino acids. Gene Ontology annotation, biological process: cytokine-mediated signaling pathway.
AUGUCCCCCACCUGGCUGACCACCCCUGUCACCUUGUUCCUGGUACCCAUCUGCUGUCUGCUGGCGAGGGACCCAGAUGCAAACGCCAUAAACAACAGUUACUGUCAGCUAAUUAUGCUUUCGUUCUGCAAAAUGACCAACUACACCAUAAAAGUGACCAAGGGGACCCCGUUCUCCACUUGGAUUCAAUAUCCUAAGCCAGAAGGGGAGCCAGGGGCAGCUGCAGCAAAUUUAACCUGCUGGAUUCAGGAUGCACACUUUCUCCAGUGCAGCUGGGCAGUGGGUCACUCAGCUCCCGGCGAUGUCCAGUACCACCUGUACCUUUUGCAUAUUAGCAGCAACACUGAGUGGGCGUGUCUGCAUUAUACGUCGGACUCAAGGGGCAUCCACACCGGAUGUCGUUUCGACAACAUCUCCACGUUGAAGAAUUUACAUUACCAAUUCCUGGUGAAGGCCACCAGCGCUGAAUCCGGUGUCCCGUGCACUGAAAGAUACUUUACAUUAUCGAAAAUCGAGAUACUGCGCCCACCCAAUAUCACCGUGACAUGUAAUACGUCCUAUGCCCUCAUGGAGUGGAAAAUGUUCAGUUACUUCAACCAGAAUCUAAUGUACGAGCUUCAGAUCCAAAAGGACACAAAUCGCGCCCACCCGGAAUCAGUUACCAUGAGAAGGAUAAAAUUCUAUGAGCUGGUGAACCCUGGAACGUUCACAGUCAGUAUCCGCGUCAACAAGUAUAUGCAUCCUGAGUUGACUUGGAGCGAGUGGAGCUCGCCACAGCGUUUUGAGUGUGACCAGGACAGGAGUCUGAGGCCCUGGCAGGUAGCAGUGUCCAUAGCGCUGGGGAUGCUCCUGGCGUUCCUGCUCGUCGGGCUGCUCUGCAGGAGGUACUCGGUAAUGCAGAAAAUCUUCCCCCCGAUGCCGUGGAAGAGGGACCCUGUCCAGGACUUCUUACAGAGCGGAAGGCUGGUGAGCACCAAGGUGAACUGGGAAGCCAGCCCAGCGAGCUGGGAAGACUGCCCCGUGGAGAAGACUGGUGGGGAGGGGGCGGGCAGCAGACGGCGUCUGGAUUCUGGGGCCUGCAUGAUGGGGUACUCCCCGGCCGAAAUUAACUGCGUGCACACCGGCGGUGGUGCCCACGGCUUGGCCGUGGUCACAGUGUGCUCCGGCAGCAUGCGCCCUAGCCCCCCAGAGACACGAUGUGGGCGGGACAGAGAGGAGUUCCUGAAGGUGGUGGUCCCUAGGGUGGGGUGA